Messenger RNA from Paramecium sonneborni, 999 nucleotides. The record is from the annotation of a GenBank genome assembly. Lineage: Eukaryota; Ciliophora; Oligohymenophorea; Peniculida; Parameciidae.
AUGUUAAUCAAGAAAACAAAUACUAUCAACCUAGAUUAGGUACAAUGGAAUGAAAUCAAAAAUAAAAAUCUAAAUCCAACUAUUCCAUCUUAGGACUAAAAUAAUAGUCAGUCUUGUAAUAAAACAAUUCUUUGUUAAAGGUUUGAAUACAAUCAAAUUGGAAAUUAUACUCUUAUAAAAGAUUUAAAUAAAACAGGUAGAAUUUCAGGCUAUAUUAUUCUAAAAGAACAUACAUUUUUAUUCAGCCAUUACCAAAUGAAAUUUGUAAUAGACUGUCUUUUUUCAAAAGAUUUAUAAUUAUGUGUUAUCAUUGCAUCUCAAAAUAUUUUUAUUUAUCAAUUGGUAAAUUUUAAAUUGUAAGUAAAUCAAUAUAUUGAUUUGGGUUAAGGAUAUAAAUAUGGAGUAAUCACUUCGGAUUCAAAAUAUUUAAUUAUAAAUACUCAUGAAAACACAAUCAUUUUAUAUUGUUUAUAAAAACUAACAUAAAUUCUUACUAUUUACUAAUAUAAACCAAAUUUCAACUAAAUUUUUGUUUCUAAAACAAAUAAUGUAAUGUUUUCAAUUAAGUUUGGAUCACCAUUUAUCAAAAGAUGGAUUAUAGAAGAUGAUAAAAUAAAACUUCAAUCUUAAUUUUAUCUCAAUCAUACAUACACUAUAAGUUAUAUUACAAAACAUUAUAUUUUGAUUAGAAAACAAUUUGGAUCAUUUGAGAGUAUGUAUUGCAUAUUUUCAAAUCUAAAUAGAUAAAGAAAACUAAUAAGAACAAUAAAGAGUUCUUUUUUUGAAAAUUUAUAAAUAGAUCCAAAUUGUGAUUCUAAUAUUUUGAUUGAUAAUGGAAAUAAAUUAUAAUUUUAAGUUUAAUACAAAAUUUAUUCAUUGUAAACAGGACAUUUUAAAUAGGCUUCGUAAAACUAUAAUAAAUUACAUUGUAAACCUGGGAUAGAGAUAUCUGAGAAUUAAAUAAAAAUUGAAUAUUUUGAAUUUGAAACUUAAGAUUGA